CUACCACUACCACUACUACUACUCUAAUAUAAUAAUGGGCCACCGGGUCGGGUCGCCAUACAACAGACGCUACUGCGUACAUACAUUUACUAUGCUACAUACAUCUCAUCUCUCUGGCUGCAGCUUCGCUCCACGCACACGGAUUGCAUCAGGCUUUGUUUCCCCCAGACGAAGGAUUUUCUGGGAAUCAUCAACCCAAGGAGAGAGAGGAGAGGAGAGGAGAGGAGAGGAGAGGAGAGGAGAGGAACUGAUAAAACGAUCGCGUACCGCCAGGCAAUAGCCAUUAACCAUUAAUAAAUAGCAAAAUAUCGGUCAUUCGGGUUUCUACUUUUUGUUCUCUCUCUCUCUCUCUCUCUCUCUCUCUCUCUCAUUUUAUUAUUUAUUCCCUCGAGUUCGUUUGCUGGUGCUUAUGGUGGACGCAACAACCCUGGAGGGAGGACGGGAGUAAGCACAGAGUCAUCAUUGAGGAUUCCGGUAUCUCCCACCUUCGAGCUGUUUUGCCACUGAAGCAAGUAGCAGAAGACGUACGGUAAACAACACCAAGACCCAAGACGACGUCGUGGUGGUGGUGGUGGUGGUGGUGGUGGUUGGUUGGAGUGAAAAACCGAGCAAAACCAAGGGAUUUUGCCCGCAAUCUCCAAUCUCCAGCCCUUAACUACCAUGCCCCAAAACGGAUUAGCGGAUUCGCGUUGAUCAAGCAGCAAAUUAAUCGCGACAUUUAUUUAUUUAUUUAUCUAUUUAUCUAUUUUAUUUAUUUUAUUAUCCCAACUAUAUUUAUUUUACUUAUUUUAUUUAUUCUCUUGAAACGAUGGCCGACACCUAUAUUUCUCCCAACUUCAGCAACCUCAACAGCACCUCCAAUAACAACAACACAGCCACAACACUCAAGAAUCGCUGUAACACUCAUGUCCAAACUUCCACUGCUGGUCUCCCCAUGAAUCCGCUUUUCAUGAUCACUGCGCGGGACAUGCCAUAUACUGUGACCAACUCGUUCAAGAGAGGUGUAAUGAUGCACACCUACGGCCGCCCUAUACGGCGUGUUUGCUACGAUGAUUCACGUCCAGCAGCUAAGAAAAGACGUGUUCAAGCGGACACCGCGCCAAAGGACUCCGCUGAAGACGAAAACAACCUCGAAUGCGCCAUACGCGAAUCUUCUGCUGCCAUCCUGUCCAGCCCGUCGCGUCGCAACUCGACCGCUGCCUUCUCGGAAGACCUAGACGAUGACCUCUCGACACCCCCUUCCUCGCCUCCAUUACAGCUCACCCCACCUCCGGUUAACACACGAAAACCCACUUUUGCAUUUCUGAGGCGGAAACGCGCCGCUGCCACGAACACUCCCACAAAUGGUACUCCGUUGACAGAGGUAAACUUUAACAGCGUCCGCGCAUCGAUGGAUCCGCCGAAAAAGAAACCUAAACAGCAACAACAACAUCGACAACAGACACAGUCCCAACAACCCACGCUCAAGCAGAUGCAGCUCGACCUGGGAGGGGAGGUGCGCAAGACAUGCGCCACCUGCGGGAUGGAAUAUAUCCCCUCGAACGCGGAGGAUGUCGCGCUGCACAAGAAAUUCCAUGACAUGAACUCGAGCGGGGUGGACCUGGGCAAGGCAUUUGUGCGCGCAAACGCGUGCCGGUGGGUCUACGAGGCUGCCAGAUUCGACGAGGGCUAUGUCGUGAUAGUGGACAGGAAGAGCUCCCCCUCCGCGCGGGGCCAGGCCAUGCGUGUCCUGGAGGUGGUCAACAAGGAGCUUUCUGCGCCGGAUAUUGAGGAGGCGGUGUUGUGGAGCCAGACCGAGCCGCCUAAGCGCCUCCGGAAGAAUGGAGCGAAGGAAGAGGUGGAUCGGUUCAAGGUAUUCUUGCACAUGAAGGAUAGCAGGUGUGUGGGGCUCUGCUUGACGGAGCGGAUUUGGGAGUCGCAUUUGGUGAAGCGGCCUGGUCGCGGUGGCCGCACAGGCACGGGCACAGGCACAGGCACAGGCACAGGCACAGGCACAGGCACAGGAACAGGCACAGGCACAGGCACGGGCACAGGCACGGGCACGGGCACAGGCACGGGCAUGAAUGGCGAGCGGCCUAAUGGCUCGUCAUCAAUCACGGCUAGCGAAGAGGUGCACCACGCGGUCGUGGGUAUUUCGCGCGUGUGGACGUCCGCCUCAUCGCGCCGGAAAGGCAUCGCGAUGGACCUCCUCGACUGCGUGGUGAGCAAUUACAUCUACGGCAUGGAGAUUCCCAAGUCGAAGAUUGCAUUUAGCCAGCCCACUGAGAGUGGGUGUCGGUUGCUCGAGGCCUUUUUUGGACCGGAUGAGCCGUGGCAUGUCUACAAAGAGACCUAAGAAAGGCAUCUCUGGUCAACAAGCGUAUAACCCUAGCAGAUGGAUUGGGGGGAAGGGGGGAAGGGCAGCGGCGGAAUCAGCGUUUGGUUUGGGCGGAUUUAGUUCUGAUAUUUUGUACUUUUACAUACUGCGUACAUGCGAAAUGGGGUUUGUUUAUUUGCUUUAUUUCCUUUUGUACUCCUUGUCUUCUCAUAUCAUAGGACUGAGAGGUACAGUACAGUACGGUAUGCGCCGGAUUCUGUCUGUUUAUCUAAAUUUGAGAUUGUUUUCUGGGACACCAAGGAAGGGCAAAGGGGUCACGGAUGGCAUGGAUUGUGCGGAUUUGAGAAUUGUUCAUUUUCAUUUUAUAUUUUGUCCCUGGGGGCUUUUUUUUUU
Messenger RNA from Blastomyces dermatitidis ER-3, 2710 nucleotides. RefSeq names its product N-acetyltransferase. Gene Ontology annotation, biological process: mitotic sister chromatid cohesion. Lineage: Eukaryota; Fungi; Ascomycota; Eurotiomycetes; Onygenales; Ajellomycetaceae. The transcript has 2 exons. Gene Ontology annotation, cellular component: chromatin; nucleus. The record is from RefSeq and is a predicted model, not a curated record. Gene Ontology annotation, molecular function: protein-lysine-acetyltransferase activity. The coding region runs from base 809 to 2335 and encodes 508 amino acids.